Molecule: messenger RNA, 849 nt
Organism: Closterium sp. Naga37s-1
Lineage: Eukaryota; Viridiplantae; Streptophyta; Zygnematophyceae; Desmidiales; Closteriaceae
Source: the annotation of a GenBank genome assembly
AUGUCUCAUCAUGUCCCGGCUCUACUAAAGGGUCAGCGCUCUCGUCCUGCCGCUGAUACCUUAGCCUCCAAUGGCGUCACUGGUCCUCCUGCAGUGGAUCAACAAUUGGGAAGUGACAAUGUUGACAAUGAGGCACGCAAGGACAACAUUUCUAUGGUGACUGAUAAGCUUAACGGUGUCAAUGUCUCCAAGCCUGGCGGAUCCGGACUUUCGGUGGCUAACAAGGCUGCCAUGGAUGAGGAUGGUUACCUGGAUGAGGACUCGGAUGAUGAGAUGCUGAUCGACUUGGACAAGGAGGCUGCGUCCCGGCUGCGUUCGCUUGUCACGCUCCACUGGCUGCAUGCUGAGGACAUGUCUUGCGCUCGUGAGAAGGCGAUGAACCCGCUUGCCAUUGAAGUCAUGAUCCGUGGUGUUUCUGCUGCUGUCGAACUGGAUCUGCUUCAUGAUCGCCUGGCAACUUACAAGUUAAAGAGCAGCCAGAAGUCGGCUUUCCAGCGGUGCACCUGUCUUCAUCGUGUGCUCCACCCAGUUACUGGAGCUGAUACUGACGUGGUGAAGGCGCUGGUGUAUGCUCACUCGGGCUCACCUGCGUCGCUGAAAGCGUCUUCGCUGAUCCUCCCCAUCCUCCGCGACCCAGCCAUUGCUUUUGUCUCCACCGGCAGCAGCAGGGAGGAUUGGAUCUGCACACAGACAGGUUGCGGGAAGGCAAAAGGGAAGAGCUUCAUGUCGGCUGCAGAUCACAUCACUGUUGCCGCUCAUCUGCAGCAGCUGGAGAAGCCCGGAUCAGCCACGAAAGACUCUCUCGACAGGAUGAACCUCACAGUCAUCCGCAAGGAGUACAGACUGUGA